AUGGAGCUCACAGCCUUCAGCCAGGGCUCCUACCUGGCAUCGCACUGGCGCACGCACACGGGUGAGAAGCCCCACAAUUGCGCCGAGUGCGGCAAGGCCUUCGCGCGCCUCACGCACCUGAGCCAGCACCGGCGCGUGCACACCGGCGAGAAGCCCCACGCCUGCGGGCAGUGCGCCAAGACAUUCCGCAAUCGCGCGUCCCUCCUGGAACACCAGCGUAUCCACACCGGCGAGAAGCCUUAUGAGUGCUCGCAGUGCGCCAAGUCCUUCCGCUUCUCCUCUGCGCUCAUCCGCCACCAGCGCAUCCACACAGAGGAGAAGCCCUACCGCUGCUCCCAGUGCGCCAAGGCCUUCACGCAGAUCGCGCACCUCACGCAACACCAGCGCACGCACACUGGCGAGAAGCCCUAUAGGUGCGGCGAGUGCGGGGCGCCGUUCAGCCAGAGCGCCUCGCUGGCGGAGCACCGGCGCAUCCACACCGGUGAGAAGCCCUAUAAGUGUGCCGACUGUGGGAAGGCCUUUACACAGGUCUCGCACCUCAGCCAGCACCAGCGCACGCACACCGGCGAGCGGCCCUACAGCUGCGCAGACUGUGGCAAGGGCUUUAGCAACCGCUCCCACCUCCUGCAGCACCACCUGGUGCACACAGGCGAGAAGCCCUACCGGUGCGGCGAGUGUGGGGCCGCCUUCAGCCACGUGUCUUCGCUCAUCGAGCACCAGAAAAUCCACACGGGCGAGAAGCCUUACAGGUGCGCCGAAUGCGGCAAGGCCUUCAGCCAGGGCUCCUCUCUCACGCUGCACCGGCGCACGCACACCGGGGAGAAGCCCUACACCUGCCCCGAGUGCGGCAAGGCCUUCCAGCGGCGGGCUGACCUGACCCAACACCAGCGCAUCCACACUGCAGACAAGCCCUUCUUGUGCGCCGAAUGUGGCAAGUGCUUCCGGAGGAACGCCACCCUGGUUGUGCACCAGCGCAUCCACACAGGCGAGAAGCCCUUCUCAUGCUGGGACUGUGGCAAGGCCUUCAGCCAGCGCGCCAACCUCACGGUGCACCGGCGCACGCAUACGGGUGAGAAGCCCUACAAGUGCGCUGAGUGUGGCAAGGCUUUCGUGCAGAACAUGCAGCUCAUUGGGCACAGGCGCACGCACACAGGGGAGCGGCCCUACAAGUGCUACGAGUGUGGCAAGGCCUUCACGCAGAGCAUGACACUGGUGGAGCACCAGAAGACGCACACAGGCGAGAAGGCUUACCAGUGCCGCGAGUGCGGCAAGUUCUUCACCAAGUCCUCUGCCCUCAUCCUGCACGAGCGCAUCCACACCGGCGAGCGGCCCUUCAAGUGCUCCGACUGCGGCAAGGCCUUCAACCAGAACAUCCAGCUGGUGGUGCACCAGCGCAGCCACACAGGCGAGAAGCCGUUCCAGUGCACUGCCUGCGGGAAGUCCUACAGCCAGAAGGGCUACCUCACUGUCCACCAGCGGACGCACACUGGGGAGAAGCCCUUUGAGUGCAGUGAGUGCAAGAAGACCUUCAGCCAGAAGGCGCAUCUGUCCAUCCACUUGCGGAUCCACACAGGCGAGAAGCCCUACAGCUGCAACAAGUGUGGGAGAAGCUUCCGGAAGGUCUCGUUCCUGUUCCAGCACCAGCCUAUCCACAGCGAUGAGAGGCCUUUCAAGUGCAGCGUGUGCGGGAAGGCGUUUAUCCGCAAGUCAACCCUUGUCCAGCACAGCCGCAUCCACACAGGGGAGAAACCCUACCUCUGUGGGCACUGUGGGAAGGCCUUCCGACACCAGCCCACGCUGACCGCUCACCGCAGGAUCCACACCGGGGAGAAGCCCUACGUCUGUGGGCACUGUGGGAAGGCCUUCCGACACCAGCCCACGCUGACCGCUCACCGCAGGAUCCACACCGGGGAGAAGCCCUACGAGUGCAAGGCAUGUGGCAAGACCUUCCGGCGCCUCGGGAACCUCACCUGCCACCAGAAGACACAUGCCAGUGAGACUCCUCCUAGUGGACCUGGUGAGAGGAGGCCUGCGGCCUAG
Molecule: messenger RNA, 2040 nt
Organism: Trichechus manatus latirostris (Florida manatee)
Lineage: Eukaryota; Metazoa; Chordata; Mammalia; Sirenia; Trichechidae
Product: zinc finger protein 721-like
Exons: 4
Coding region: 1-2040 (679 amino acids)
Source: RefSeq, a predicted model, not a curated record